Messenger RNA from Gossypium raimondii (Peruvian cotton), 6582 nucleotides. RefSeq lists its product as uncharacterized. Gene Ontology annotation, molecular function: RNA-DNA hybrid ribonuclease activity; nucleic acid binding. Gene Ontology annotation, biological process: DNA integration. Lineage: Eukaryota; Viridiplantae; Streptophyta; Magnoliopsida; Malvales; Malvaceae. The record is from RefSeq and is a predicted model, not a curated record.
AUGAUAGCUGAAUUAACGCAAUUGUUCAAAGGGGGAAGCGACAAAGGAAAAGACCCCGUGGUUAAUACAGAAGAAGAAAAUAAUGAUAGCCCUCUCUAUCCCCCAGGUUUCACUCCUCCUCAUGCGCAAACCCAAGCUGAGGUGCAACCACGCAGAUCAUCUGUUACUAUCAGGCCUCAGCAAUUUCAAACUGGUGCCUCAAUACCAGUAAAUUUCCAAACUGGAAUAGGUUCUCAUCUCGGAGAAGCCCCUACUAAUCCCAUAGUACCCGAUUUUGACGAAAUGAUGGGAAAAGAGAAAACAAAGGAAGAACUACCGAGUCGAUUGGAGGAAAGAUGUAAAUGGCUCGAAGAGAAAUUCAAAGCCAUGGAAAGUAGAGAGAAUUAUCAUGUGAUGGAUGCUAAAGAUCUAAGCUUGGUACCAAAUUUGGUCCUUCCUCCCAAAUUUAAGAUACCGGAGUUUGAAAAAUAUGAUGGGACAAGUUGUCCCCAGGCUCAUAUCACUAUGUUUUGUCGAAGGAUGACCGGGUACAUCAACAAUGAGCAACUGUUGGUUCACUGUUUUCAGGACAGUUUGAUCGGGUCAGCAGCUAGAUGGUACAAUCAAUUGAGUCGAACCGAAAUCCACUCCUGGAAAGAUUUGGCGCAGGCCUUUAUAAAGCAGUAUAGACAUGUGAUGGAUAUAGCACCCGAUCGAAUUGUAUUGCAAAACAUGGAAAAGAAAACUAAUGAGAACUUUCGCCAGUAUGCUCGGAGAUGGAGGGAGGUAGCAACAGAAGUUCAACCACCACUUUUAGAGAAGGAGAUAACCAUGCUUUUUAUCAAUACCUUGAAAGCUCCAUUUCUCAAUCACAUGUUGGGCAGUGCCACUAAAAGCUUUUUAGACAUAGUGAUGUCUGGGGAAAUGAUAGAGAACGCCAUAAGAUGUGGCAAGAUAGAAGCAGGAGAAAGUACUAAAAGGUCGGCUCCAAGGAAAAAGGAACAUGAGAUAAACAAUACAAGCACGUUUAACAGGGACCAUUCUAAAUCAAUCACAGUGGGGCAAGCCAGAGCAGUAAGCGCUAAUCAGCAAAUUUUUUUGACACAGGAAUCCAAUCCAAGGCCAAAGGUAGAGAAACUUCAAUUCACACCCAUCCCAGUGACGUAUAGGGAAUUGUACCAGAACUUAUUCGAUGCACGUGUGAUAUCUCCAUUUUACCUCAAACCUAUGCAACCUCCAUACCCUAAGUGGUAUGACGCAAGCGUUCAAUGCGAGUAUCACGCGGGGACCAAGGGGCACUCAAUUGAAAACUGCACUGCAUUCAAGAAGUUAGUUGAAAGACUUAUCAAUUUGGGGAUCAUAAAGAUAGGUGACUCAUCAGGACCGAAUGUAGCAGAGAAUCCGUUGCCCAACCAUGAUAAUAAAGGGGUGAAUGCGAUAAUUGAAUAUGGAGGAAGGAGAGUCAAAGCCAACAUAGCAGAGAUAAAGACCCCCCUUGAAUGGGUUUGGAAACAAAUGAUGAAAAGAGGUCUCAUCAAGCAAGUUUCAAUAGAAAGGCCUGAAGGAACAAGGAAAUUUUGCGAGUUCCAUGCAGAAGAAAGCCAUGACAUCCAAGAUUGCACCGAGUUCAGAACUAUGAUGCAAAACUUAAUGGAUAGCAAAGAGUUGGAGUUUUAUGAAGAGAUUAAGGGAUUAGAAGGAGGAAAGGUUUAUGCUGCAGAAGAAGGAUCCACGGGGAAAGCCCAAAAGGCUAAUUACCCGGUGGUGAUUAUUGCAAAACCAAUGAGCAGAGAAUCUGGAAUACAAAUAGCACCAAGGGUCGUAAUCCAAAAACCUGUAUCCUUUCCCUACAAGGAUAGCAAAAAGGUUCCUUGGAAUUACAACUGCAAUGUAACAAUCCCAGGAGAGGAGAGCUUGAUAAAUGCUUCAGGAGAGGAUGAAGGAUUCUAUACACGAAGUGGAAAACGCUAUGAUCCGGCAAACGCAAGAGUGGAGUCUGGAAAAGGAAAAGUAAAGACAGACAAAAUCGAGCCGCGCAUCAAUCAGCCGGUAACUGAAAAUGAGGCUAAUGAAUUUCUAAAAUUUUUAAAACAUAGCGAGUACAGCGUGGUAGAGCAAUUACAUAAGCAACCGGCUCGUAUCUCGAUGCUUGAAUUGCUUCUAAUCGAGAUACAUCGUGUGCUGUUGAUUAAGGUGCUAAAUGAAACUUACGUCGCUGAUGAUAUCUCAGUGAAUAAGUUGGACCGUUUGGUUAAUAAUAUCAGUGCUGACAAUUUCAUCUUCUUUAAUGAUGAUGAAAUACCGCCCGGGGGAAGAGGAACCACCAAAGCCUUACAUGUUUCUACUUACUGCGGGAAACAUAUGUUGUCAAGAGUGCUAAUUGAUAAUGGAUCAGCCUUGAAUGUUUUACCCCUAUCCACCUUAAAUAGGUUACCGGUGGACAGCUCUCACAUGAAAUCAUGCCAGAACAUAGUGAGAGCAUUUGAUGGUACCGAAAGAAAGGUGAUGGGAAGAAUAGAAAUACCUCUCUUGAUUGGCCCAAAUACGUACGAAGUGGAUUUCUUAGUGAUGGAUAUCAAGCCUUCGUAUAAUUGCUUACUGGGGAGACCAUGGAUUCAUUCAGCAGGGGCGGUGCCUUCAUCAUUGCACCAGAAGUUGAAAUUAGUGACAGAAGGCCGGUUAAUUACGAUUGACGCUGAGGAAAACAUCAUUGCAUCGGUAACCAGUGACGCACCAUAUUUGGGAGUAGAUGACGAUGCGGUCGAAUGUUCUUUUCGAUCCUUAGAGUUCGUAAAUGCAACUUUUGUCACUGAAGGAAAGAAAAUCCCAAUGCCCAGCAUAUCUAGAGCCACAAGGAUGGGACUACAAAUGACAGUUGGGAAAGGAGCUGUGCCUGGAAGAGGACUGGGAAGAUGCCUUCAAGGAAAGAUUGAGGCACCAGUGGUGAAAGACAAACAAGACCGUUUUGGUUUAGGAUUUAAACCAAAUGCCAAGCAGAGAAAGAAAGAGUUAGAGAAAAGACAAGACAGGAGGAAAGCGCGUUUGAACGGAAAAGAAGUUGAUUGGGAACCUAUGGCUUUCCCCCACAUAUCCAGGACAUUCAUAUCGGGAGGAACCAUGUAUUCUAGACUGAGGACUCCAAGAAAGAAGACCGCAGAGGAAAUGUUAGGAAACUUAAGCAUCAAUGCCAUAUUUGAAGAAGAAUCUGAAGAGGGAAGUACAUCAGAGGAAUCUCAAGAUUUUGAAGAUAACACGGAUUACAACCUACCUCCGGACUUGUUGAGGAUGGUAGAGCAGGAAGAGAAACAGGUUCUUCCUCACGAGGAGACGAUAGAGACAGUGAUCCUGGAGGAGGGAAAGAUGGUAAAGAUUGGCACGUGCAUAGCUGAUGAAGUGAAACGAGACCUCGUUAAAUUGCUUCGAGAGUUCAAAGAUGUCUUCGCAUGGUCAUACCAAGAUAUGCCGGGGUUAAGUACUGACAUCGUAGUUCACCGACUUCCUAUAAAGGAAGAUUACAAACCAGUUCAGCAAAAGCUCCGAAGGAUGAGGCCUGAUGUUGUGUUAAAAAUAAAAGAGGAGGUGCAAAAAUAAUUCGACGCUGGAUUCCUGCAGGUGGUCAAAUACUCCGAGUGGGUAGCCAAUAUCGUUUCUGUCCCUAAAAAAGAUGGGAAGGUCCGAAUGUGUGUAGAUUAUAGAAAUUUAAAUAAGGCCAGCCCCAAAGAUAACUUUCCCUUGCCGCACAUUGAUGCCUUGGUGGACAACACAGCAGGACAUUCGCUGUUUUCUUUCAUGGAUGGUUUCUCUGGAUAUAACCAAAUUAAGAUGCAUCCUGAGGAUAUGAAGAAAACUACAUUCAUAACCCUAUGGGGAACCUUUUGUUAUAAGGUGAUGCCAUUUGGGUUGAAAAACGCAGGGGCAACGUAUCAGAGGGCCAUGGUAACAUUGUUCCAUGAUAUGAUGCAUAAUGAGUUAGAGGUCUAUGUUGAUGACAUGAUUGCAAAAUCUAAAACAGAAGAGGAACAUGUGCAGGUCCUUAAGAAAUUAUUUAUGAGGUUGAGAAAAUUUCAGCUAAAGCUAAAUCCAGCAAAAUGCACAUUUGGGGUCAGAUCAAGAAAAUUGCUUGGGUUCGUGGUCAGUGAGAAAGGAAUUGAGAUUGAUCCUGACAAAGUAAGAGCAAUACAAGAAUUACCCCCGCCGCGUACUCAAAAGGAGGUUCGAGGUUUUCUAGGAAGGUUGAACUAUAUUGCUCGGUUCAUCUCACAGCUAACUGAGAAAUGCGACCCCAUUUUUCGCCUCCUCAAGAAACAUAAUCCUGGUGUAUGGGAUGAGGAAUGUCAAAAAACUUUUGAAAAAGUCAAACAUUACUUAUCCAACGCCCCAGUGCUGAUGCCACCCUGCCCAGACAAACCACUCAUACUGUAUUUGGCAGUAUUUGAAAAUUCCAUGGGAUGCGUGCUUGCUCAACAUGAUGAAUCAGGACGAAAGGAAAGAGCAAUCUACUAUCUCAGUAAGAAGUUCACUGAAUGCGAAACAAGAUAUUCGCCAACCGAGAAAUUAUGUUGUGCCCUAAUCUGGACCACUCGGAGACUGAGACAGUACAUGUUGUACCAUACGACCUGGUUAAUCUCCAAAUUGGACCCUUUGAAAUACUUAAUGGAGUCAACCGCUCUAAAUGGAAGAAUGGCCCGAUGGCAAAGUCUUCUAUCUGAAUUUGACAUAGUCUAUGUAAACCAGAAGGCGGUCAAAGGGAGUGCAAUAGCGGAAUUCCUAGCAAGUAGGGCUCUGGAUGAUUAUGAGCCAUUGAACUUCGAUUUCCCAAAUGAAGAUUUGAUGUAUAUCGCAACUGUAGAGAAAGAUUUCAAAGAAGGUGGUCCUUGGAAGUUGAGUUUUGACGGAGCUUCAAAUGCUAUAGGCAACGGAAUUGGGGCAGUACUCGUGUCUCCCAGUGGAGACUAUUAUCCUUUCACUAGCAAAUUGGACUUUGACUGCACAAAUAAUAUGGCUGAGUAUGAAGCUUGCAUUAUGGGCAUCCGGGCAGCCAUAGAGCGGAAAAUUAAGGUGCUAGAAGUAUACGAGGACUCUGCAUUAGUAAUUUAUCAGCUCAAAGGGGAAUGGGAAACAAGAGACCCGAAGUUGGUCCGCUAUCGAAAAUUGGUUAUGGAAUUGAUUGAGGAAUUUGAUAGUGUCACCUUUAGUUACCUCCCGCGAGAUGAAAACCAGAUGGCAGAUGCUUUGGCCACUUUAGCCUCCAUGUUUAAAGUGAACAAAUUAGAAGAUAUGAAGCCUAUCCAGAUCAGCAUCUACGAGGCUCCAGCUCAUUGUUGCAACAUUGACAGUGAAGAGGGAAAGGAUGAUCACCCUUGGUACCAUGACAUAUUGCAAUAUGUGAAGAGUCGUGAAUACCCUGACCAUGCGACAGAAAAUGAUAAGAAGACAUUAAGGAGAUUAGCCAUUGACUAUGUCCUAGAUGGGGAAAUUUUGUAUAAAAAGGGAAAAGAUCAAGUAUUGUUGAGGUGUGUGGAUGCUGUCGAGGCAAAAGAAAUUUUGGAAGAAGUGCAUGAAUGUAUCUGUGGAAUGCAUGCCAACGGCUUCACGAUGGCCAGACAAAUUAUGAGAUUUGGGUACUAUUGGUCCACCAUGGAAGGGGAUUGCAUUAAUUAUGCCAAAAGGUGCCAUAAGUGUCAAAUCUACAGUAACAAAAUGCACGCACCACCUUCACCCCUUCAUGUUAUGGUUUCUCCAUGGCCUUUCUCCAUGUGGGGAAUGGACGUUAUCGGGCCAAUAUCUCCAAAAGCUUCUAAUGGGCAUCGUUUUAUCUUUGUGGUUAUUGAUUACUUCACUAAAUGGGUGGAGGCUGCUUCAUAUGCAAAUAUCACGAAGUCGGCGUUGCAAGUUUACGAAAAGGAGAUCAUAUGUCGAUACGGGAUGCCCGAAAGGACCAUAUCCGAUAAUGCGAUGAACUUAAACAACAACUUAAUAGCGGAAGUUUGUAGUCGGUUCAAGAUCGACACCACAAUUAAAUCGUAUCGUCCAAAAAUGAAUGGUGCCGUGGAAGCAGCUAACAAAAACAUCAAGAAAAUUGUAGGAAAAAUGACUGAAACCUACAAAGACUGGCACGAGAAAUUACCUUUUGCUCUCCUGGCAUAUCGCACUUCCGUUAGAACCUCUACUGGGGCAACACCAUUUUCUUUAGUCUAUGGGAUGGAAGCAGUUUUACCCAUAGAAGUUGAAAUUCCUUCCCUCCGAGUAUUAGCUGAACUAAAGUUGGAUGAGGCUGAAUGGAUUCAAUCUCGAUAUGACCAGCUAAACUUGGUAGAAGAAAAGAGGUUAAAAGCUAUUCGUCAUGGUCAGAUGUAUCAGAAACGAAUGACGCGAGCCUAUAACAAAAAAGUUCGUCCCAGAGAAUUUUACGAGGGGGACUUGGUUUUGAAAAAGAUUCUUCCUCUACAAAAGGAUUUUAGAGGAAAAUGGAUGCCAAAUUGGGAAGGUCCUUAUGUGGUAAAAAAGGCCUUUUCAGGAGGAGCUUUGAUCUUGAACGAGAUGGAUGGUAAAAGCUUGCCAAAUCCUGUGAACUCGGAUUCAGUCAAGAAAUACUUCACCUGA